GCGAACACAACAGCUACGUAGAUAGAAGGAGCAUCAUAUCAGUGAUGCUGUGAGCAUUAGUGUUACGGUUUUCUUUAUUGAUAUUAAUUUCACUUCCCUUGCAGAAAAUUUCCACUUUAAUGCUAUACGUUUUAUACAUUUCGUCGUUCAUUUUCACCCACACCCCGGUGGUUUUCGCUAGGCAUAACGUUACAUGCUAACAAUAGCUAGCUAACUGGCACAUAACUUAGAACAACAAACGCUAAAGUUAGACUCUGCGACAAAGAGACUCGUUGUGGGUAAAACUCCGGCACAAAUGGCCUUAUCGGAGACAGAGAAUGGGGGUUGCGGUGGUGAAGGAGGAGAGUCGGACGCUAUUGUAACAACGUUCGUGUUGGGGGGCUUCAGUGAGAGUGGUGAGACCAGAGCUCUCCUCUCCAGCCUGCCUGAGGUCCACGGGGACAUGGUGACAAGCGAGGCCACCACGCAGAAGUUCUUGGUGAUAAUGAACAGAUAUCAAGAGCAGCCUCAUUUGCUGGACCCGCACUUAGAAUGGAUGUUGAACAUGAUGCUGGAGUUUGUAAGGAGUGAGAAGUCUCCCCCUUCAUUGGUUCAUUUGAGCUUCAAGUUUCUCUACAUCAUCUGUAAGGUCAGGGGCUAUAAAAUCUUCAUGCAACUUCUUCCCCAUGAGGUUGCAGAUGUCCAGCCAGUUCUAGACCUGCUGUCCAGGCAGGAUCCCAAAGACUCUGAGACUUGGGAAACUCGCUACAUGUUGUUGUUGUGGCUGUCCAUGACCUGCCUCAUUCCCUUUGACCUUUAUCGUCUGGAUGGCCAUCUGGAGUCAGACGGUGGCAAGGCCAGAGAGUCCACCAUGGACCGUAUUCUAGCUAUUGCAAAGUCUUACCUAGUCGUUAGUGAUACUCCCAGGGAUGCUGCAACUGUACUGGUAUCAAAGUUCAUGACACGCCCUGAUGUGAAACAGAAGCGCCUCGGAGACUUUUUGGACUGGAGCCUCACCACUAUAUCCCAGACUGGUGACCAGUCAAUGAGAGACAUUAUGGUGCUAGAUGGUGCCUUGCAGUCUCUGGCGAAGCUUUUUAAACAUGGAAAACGAGAUGACCUAUUACCGUAUGCUCCCACAAUUCUGAAGUCUCUGGAGCAGAAAAAUCUAUCAGAGAGCAGCCAGGCCAUGCUGAGGAAGCUCGGUGUCAAACUAAUCCAGAGACUUGGCCUCAACUUCCUGAAGCCACGUUUGGCUGCUUGGAGGUACCAGAGAGGCAGCCGCUCCCUAGCAGCAAACCUUUCUAUGUCCCAGUCUACCGCUGCCGCUGUGACUCCUGAAGAGGAGACACAAGAACAGGAGGAGGACUAUGAUAUUCCUGAAGAAGUGGAGACUGUUAUUGAGCAUCUGCUGUUGGCACUGAAGGAUAAGGAGACAAUUGUGCGCUGGUCUGCAGCAAAGGGCAUUGGGAGGGUGACUGGGAGGCUUCCCAAGGAUCUGGCUGAUGAGGUGGUUGGAUCAGUGCUGGACUGCUUCAGCUUCCAGGAAACAGAUAAUGCUUGGCAUGGAGGUUGCCUGGCACUGGCAGAGCUUGGCAGGAGGGGCCUGCUGCUACCUUCCAGGUUGACAGAUGUUGUGCCACUCAUUGUCAAAUCCUUGACCUACGAGGAAAAGAGGGGAGCAUGCAGCGUUGGUUCCAAUGUGCGUGACUCUGCCUGCUAUGUGUGCUGGUCUUUUGCCAGGGCGUAUGAACCCCAGGAGCUCAAGCCUUUUGUCACUCAGAUUGCCAGUGCUUUGCUGAUCACGACUGUGUUUGACCGAAAUGUCAACUGCCGCAGAGCUGCCUCUGCUGCCUUUCAGGAGAAUGUCGGCAGACAGGGGACGUUUCCUCAUGGUAUUGAUAUUGUAACUGCGGCAGACUACUAUGCUGUUGGGAAUCUCAGCAACUGCUAUCUGAACAUUAGUGUCUAUGUAGCUAGCUUCCCCGAGUACACCAAGGCCAUGAUAGAUCAUUUGAUAGCCAUGAAGAUCAACCACUGGGAUACUGUGAUCCGAGAGCUCGCCACUAAAGCACUCCAUAACCUGACGCCUCAGGCACCGGAUUAUAUGGCAGCAACAGUUUUGCCACAGCUGUUGCCCAUGGCAGUGGGUAUUGACCUCCACGGUCGCCAUGGAGCCAUCCUGGCAUGUGCAGAGAUCACACAUGCUCUGUACAAACUGGGCCUUCAGACCAACAGGACCAUGGUGGACAUAAUUUCUCCAGAAUGUGUGGAUGCAUUAAAAAACAUUCACCAGAAGUUACAUGACAGAAAACAGUACAGGGGUUUUGGCGGAGAGCUAAUGAGGCCAGCAAUCUGCAGUCUUAUAGAAAAGCUUUCCUUGUCCAAAAUGCCUUUUAAGAACGACCCUGUAAUCACUGGGUGGCAGUGGCUUAUUGACGACACAAUAAAGACUCUUCAUCUUAUAUCUAGUGGGGUGAAGGAUGCAGUUAUGGUUUCAGUGGUAUCAGCCUUGUCGGCCUUGUGUGAGGAGUACUACCAGGUCGAGCCCGGCCAAGCUGACUCACAAAUGCAGGAGGUCCUGGUGUCUCAGUACAUUGAGGGGCUGAAGAGUCCUCAGAUGCUCAUUCGUUGUGGAUCUGCCCUCGCCCUCGGCUGUCUACCAACAUUUAUGAUCCUUGGCAAACUAAAGCAGAUUCUAGAAGGCCUCCAGCAGAUGUGCACUGUCAGCCAGAAGGAGGGGACUUUUACAGAGGCGAGGAGAGAUGCAGUCAAAGCAAUUGCCCAAGUGUGUGUGAAGGCAGGUGUUUGUGCACAUGGCUCCCCAGACUCCACUCUGUGCGCGGAGAACGUAGCAGAGGUGUAUGGCGCUCUGCUCAACAGCAUGAACGACUACACAACAGACAGCAGAGGGGACGUAGGGGCCUGGGUGAGAGAGGCAGCAAUGACUAGUCUGAUGGAUGUGACUAUGGUGGUGGCCAGCAGUGCUCCAGAGAUCCUUUCGCCAGACCUGGUGAAGUGUAUGAUGUGCUGCCUGGCCCAGCAGGCAGCAGAGAAGAUUGACCGCUACAGAGCCCACGCUGGCAACAUCUUCCUGCGCCUCCUCCAGAGCACAGAGCCUGUAAUCCCACACAUCCCCCACAGAGAGGAGCUGUUGAGCAUUUUUCCUGUUGAGACCUCAACCAGUCUGAACUGGAACGCUCCAUCCCAAGCUUUCCAGUAUAUCACCCAGCUGCUGGGACUGUCUCAGUAUCGAUGCCACACCCUGCUGGGUCUCACUGUGUCAGUGGGAGGGAUCACAGAGUCCACAGUGCAUUUUUCAUCUCAGUCGUUAUUUGACUAUCUGAGAGGGAUCCAGAACAAUAGUGCUGCCCUGGCACAGUUUGGAGAUACGUUGUUGAGCAUCUUCAGAGGCAAUCUCCGCAAUGACAGGGUGUCCAUUCCUUUCCUUAAGAUGCUUAAUCAGAUGCUUGCUAACAGCUGCUUUGAAAUCUUCACCACCCAAGAGAAUCAUCCGUUCUGUGUGGACCUUUUGACUCUUUGCAAGGAGUUCAAGAAAGCCAAAGAUAUUUCCAAGCUGCGUGCCUGUAUAGCUGUCUUCUGUGGGCUGAUCCAGUUCCAGGGUGAGGUGAGGAAAAGAGUUUUGGCUCAGCUGCUGAUGCUACUCUGCCAUUCCUUCCCUGUGAUCAGAAAGACCACGGCCAGUCAGAUGUACGAGAUGCUGCUGACCUACGAUGAUGUCAUAGAUCCCGAAGUGUUGGAUGAUGUCAUGACCCUGCUAAGCGAUACUAAUUGGGAGAGUGAACUUGCCACAGUUCGGACCCACAGGAAUCAGCUCUGUGAUUGGUUGGGAGUUGCCAAGCCACAGGUGGUUACCAAGAGCCCCGUCCAGGUUUCCUGAUCACCUGUGGCUGUGAAAAACCAGCUGCUAGUAAUUUACAUGGACAGCAUGCUGUAAGAAUCAAGAAUGGCCUGUGAGUUCUGCUUUUCUGAAGCUGCCCUGUGUCAGAUGGUCUGUCCACCUGCCAAAGAACAACACAUGAAACAAAUCACAAUCUGACAGUUUAACAUAAAAAUAAAUGGACGAAAAGAUCAGUUAUUUCCCCUAUCUUGUUAAUAUUACUACAAAGUUCCUGAACACCAGGUGUAUCCGAUCAAACACUCUUGACUGUGAUAAAAUCCAGCACUCUGUGAAUCACUUGUACUCUACUUUGUUAACAAUGUUUUGCCCCUUUCGGUCCUUGCCUGAUAAUUAUUAGUAAAGUGAAAUAGUGUACUGCAUCUUUUGUUUUUGACUCUGUUAUUGCAACUUCCAAAUGCUAAGUAGCACAUACUACAUUAUAUGUGUAUAAAGCUUUCAUUGUUGUUUUCUGAACACCUUUCUCACAUGUCCCAUUUAGGUCACAGACUAGUGAGACUUUAGACAUGUUUACUUCUAACUUGUACCUGGAACAAUACAGAUAGGUGAAACUGAAACCAGACUUUGCGUACUCUCCCGGGAAAUGGUUGCCAUUUAGCCGCUUUGGCACAAAACGUGGAAUGUCACUGGGGCCCUGCUUCCCCUUGGGUCCCAUGCAGACCUACUUUUUCUGCAUCGGUGGAGGUGCCAGGGACUGGAAGAGUCCCAGGCCCGGUUGCCUGUGGAACAGAGCCUGUUGUGUCACCAUUAGUCCAGGCUUUCUCAUUAGAGUCUGAUAGUGGCCACAUUGUCUCAGUCAGCUUCCCUGUCUGACACUGACAAAGAUGCAAUUGUUGCGAUUAUUUAGAAUUAGGUGGUUUCUGCUUGUUUAUCAUACAUUGCAGAAACUCGCAAAGCAAGUAAUCACUAUAUUGCAUGACAUUUUUCUGUAACACGAUUAAUGUAACUAGGUUUAUCCUUUCCCCAUGUAUUUGGCUUUCUGUAUUUCAGCAGCUCUUGUGUGUGUGUGUGUGUGUGUGUGUGUGUGUGUGAAUAAUCAUGAUUAUUCCAAAUUAAAAUGGAUCUUCACUAACUUGUGAUUUUUUAAUUUCCACUCUUUAAUAGUGGUCACUUAAUUUGAUUAGUAUUAUUAUGGAAACUCUGCAGUUUGACAUGUUUGUAAUUGUACUAAAUGUGAUGCUGACUUUGAGGUCAUUUACAUCUAAAGCCACACUUCAUCAAAUUUAAGCCGUCUCCAUUACUCAUAUACAUAUGAACACUGCCCUGCUUCAGCAAAACAUACAUUUGGUUUAAAGAUACAUACAUAUCAUGCAGACUAUUAUUACAAAAUAACUGUAGUCACCACCAGAAUAAAUUGUGUCCAAGAAAAAUGAAUGUACCAAUGAUCACGUUGUUGUUUAUCUUAUUGCUAUCCUGCCUAAUAAAAGCUGAGUUAGUGUC
Messenger RNA from Micropterus dolomieu (smallmouth bass), 5338 nucleotides. It is a transcript of the gene tbcd, whose product is annotated as tubulin folding cofactor D. Gene Ontology annotation, molecular function: beta-tubulin binding; GTPase activator activity. The record is from RefSeq and is a predicted model, not a curated record. Gene Ontology annotation, biological process: tubulin complex assembly; adherens junction assembly; microtubule cytoskeleton organization. Bases 296 to 3880 code for a protein of 1194 amino acids. Gene Ontology annotation, cellular component: lateral plasma membrane. NCBI's taxonomy places the organism in Eukaryota, Metazoa, Chordata, Actinopteri, Centrarchiformes, Centrarchidae. The transcript is spliced from 39 exons.